AUGGCACAGCGAGAUGCUAGCCCAGACAGCUUCGCACAGGUCCAGGCCGGAGUUCUAGACAGAGAGAACGAGAAGGACGGUGGUAUUGUGUGUACCGGAUCUUCUUCAAGCACAGCGGCCACCUCAUCCUCACGUACCUCCCCAUCCCAGAGGAAUCCUCAGACCGACGUCGAAGCCCUCCGCCACGAUGCCUCGUCCUUGAACCGCGUUCACACGUCGAAGAGCCAACAUUCGCAAACAGUCGGCGACGGCGCCCGUGGUGGUCUCGGUGUCUUCCGCAGCAGGUCUACGCGUUCUCGCCCACUACCAGCGUUCGGCGCAGGGAAACCGUAUCCUCCUCCUCUCGGCAACCAAGAGGAUUAUGUCGUCGAGUUCGAUGGGGAAGAUGACCCGUUGCAUGCGCAGAAUUGGGCGUUGGGGAAGAAGUUGUUUACUGCGCUUAUGCUAGGGUUUACGACAGUCACAGCGUCAUUCGCUAGUUCGAUAUUCAGUACCGCGACAAGAGCUAUCGAGCUACAGUUCAACGUCGGCUACGUUGUCGCUACGCUGGGCACAUCAUUGUACAUCCUAGGCUUUGCGACGGGACCGGUUCUUUGGGCACCGUUCUCAGAGCUCAAGGGAAGGAGACUCCCGCUUGUGGUGGCAUCGUUUGGCUUCUCGGUCUUCAACAUUGCGUGUGCGACGGCGAAAGACUUGCAGACUAUCUUAAUCUGUAGGUUCUUCGCGGGGUUCUUCGGCGCGUGUCCGAUUACCAUUGUCGCCGCAGUCUUCGCCGACAUCUCCUUCAUGGGUUUCGCCUCCUUCACCCUCAUGCUCCUCUUCCUCGACGAAUCCUACCCACCCAUCAUCCUCGUCGCCAAAGCCGCCGAACUGCGCCGCCGCACAAAGAACUGGGGUAUCCACGCCAAGCAAGAAGAGAUCGAAGUCGAUUUUCGCGAACUCAUCGAGAAGAACUUUUCGAGGCCGCUUAGGAUGCUGGUCACGGAGCGUAUUGUACUGCUGCUCAGUAUAUACAUCGCCUUCAUCUACGGAUUGCUAUAUCUCUUCCUCACAGCAUAUCCGAUCGUAUUCCAGGGCGUCCAUGGUAUGAACCCGGGUGUUGGUGGUCUGCCGUUCUUCGGAAUGAUCAUUGGGGAGUUGUUCGCUGGCGUGUUUAUCUUUGCGAGGCAGCCGGGAUACCAGAAGAAGCUCGCUGCUAACAACAAUGUUCCCAUCCCGGAGUGGCGGUUACCCGAGGUUAUCGUGGGUGGUGUCGCUUUCGCGGGAGGCUUGUUCUGGUUCGGAUGGACUGGGUAUCGCGCCGAUAUCCAUUGGAUCGUGCCUACGUGCUCUGGAUUGCUCAUCGGAUUUGGCAUCAUGAGUAUCUUUCUGCAGUCGUUCAACUAUAUCAUCGACGCCUAUCUCAUGUUCGCCGCUUCGGCGAUCGCAGCGAAUACGUUCCUUCGUAGCAUAUGGGGGGCAGCGUUUCCUCUCUUCGCGAAAGAGAUGUUCGAGGGUAUGGGCGUUGAAUGGGCUUCGACUCUACUUGGAUGUUUCGCUGCUGCCAUGAUACCCGUGCCGGUUUGGUUCUACCUCCAAGGUGCGAAGAUUAGGUCGAAGAGUGCGUAUGCGCCGACGAGUAAGCCUGCAUCGGCACCUUCGGAGGAGUGA
Alternaria novae-zelandiae is the source of this 1650-nucleotide messenger RNA. RefSeq lists its product as uncharacterized. The transcript is spliced from 5 exons. Gene Ontology annotation, molecular function: transmembrane transporter activity. The coding region runs from base 1 to 1650 and encodes 549 amino acids. Gene Ontology annotation, biological process: transmembrane transport. The record is from RefSeq and is a predicted model, not a curated record. NCBI's taxonomy places the organism in Eukaryota, Fungi, Ascomycota, Dothideomycetes, Pleosporales, Pleosporaceae.